CCAAAUCUCGCGACAUGUAAAAAUGGCCCAAGCCGGAAGCAGCGAGCCGCCGACGACAGGGUAGGCGACACCCCCCGAAUCAAGCCCUAGCCCCGGAGGAGGACCAAUCCGGCGAUCCCCUCUUCCCUCACCAACCCUAGCCCCGGCGGCGGCGGCGCCGGCGAGAUCUCAGGGCGAGGGGCGGGGAAGGAUGUCGGACUCCGCGUCGAUGGCCGCUGCCACAGAGGCGCGCUUCAGCAACCGCGACCUCAUCGGCCGCGGCUCCUUCGGCGACGUCUACAGAGGGUUUGACAAAGAACUGAGCAAGGAGGUUGCAAUCAAAGUUAUUGAUCUGGAAGAAGCUGAGGAUGAUAUUGAAGAUAUCCAAAAGGAGAUAUCCGUUUUGUCACAAUGCCGGUGUCCAUAUAUAACUGACUAUUAUGGUUCUUAUCUUCAUCAAACCAAACUGUGGAUAGUAAUGGAGUACAUGGCUGGUGGUUCUGUUGCUGACCUACUUCAAGCUGGCCCUCCUCUGGAUGAAAUAUCUAUUGCAUGCAUUCUAAGGGACUUAUUACAUGCAGUUGAAUAUCUGCAUUCUGAAGGAAAGAUUCACCGUGAUAUUAAAGCGGCCAAUAUCCUCUUGACUGAAGGUGGAGAUGUGAAGGUUGCAGACUUCGGUGUUUCUGCACAGCUGACUAAAACAAUGUCUAGGAGAAAGACAUUUGUCGGAACUCCCUUUUGGAUGGCACCUGAGGUUAUUCAAAAUUCUGAUGGGUACAAUGAAAAGGCGGAUAUCUGGUCUUUAGGUAUAACUGCUAUAGAAAUGGCAAAAGGUGAACCCCCUUUGGCAGAUAUUCAUCCCAUGAGAGUUCUUUUCAUGAUACCUCGUGAAAAUCCUCCUCAGCUUGAUGACCAUUUCUCUAAACCAAUGAAGGAGUUUGUGUCACUAUGCUUAAGGAAGAAUCCAGCAGAGAGGCCUAGUGCUAAGGAACUUCUUAAGCAUCGUUUUAUAAAAAAUGCCAGAAAAACUCCAAAACUUCUAGAGAGAAUAAGAGAGCGGCCAAAAUUUUCCGUAAAAGGCAGUAUCGAUGCCACACAAAAUGGUCACCCACAGAUUGAAGAAGAUGAUUAUGGAGGUACUAUCAAGGUUGAGAGGAAUACAAAACAAGCAGCUUCUCCCUCCAGUCAAGCAACAGUUAGGAAAUCUGCUGGCUGGGAUUUCCCUGAGAGAUCGGAGGGCACAGGAACUGUUCGAGGUGGUUUAAGACCACCACAAAUAACCUCCACCAAAGAUGCUAGAUUUGAUACGUCUCAUAAUCCAAAUACAAUAAAACGUACAGCUGAUCGAGAAAAUCAGUGGAGAACAUCUGGGACUGGAUUUGAAGAAUCACCCUCAGUAAACAUGUCUAAAGAAGCUCAGACUGAUCAUGGAAGACUAGAACGUUCUACAGAAGAGAAUGACCAAUCUGUAAGUGGGUCUGGAACUGUGGUGUUACGCUCUCCAAGAGCUUCUCAGGUUCACUCAGCAGCUCCUAACCACAAUUCUAAGCCUCCCAGCAGAUUCUCCUCAUAUGAAGAUAUGUCUAUCAGUGGGACAGUUGUUAGGAAUCAAAGUGAAGAACCAGAAACUCCACGAUCGUCAAGGUCAAGGCUUGGGAUACAAGAAAAAACAUCAAAUGCUUCACUUGAGGAUAGUGCUAUUAACCUUGCGGAGGCAAAGGCUGCUCUACAAGCUGGCUUCAGAAAGGGUAAUGCUAGAGAAAGACCAGUUAUCAACAAACAUGAAAAGGAAUCACAUGAACCUAGAUUUUCUGGGGUAAACAGUCAUGAGGUUCGAAGUGAGAAUGUUGACUCACAAAAAGGUCGCAAAUCACGGCAGCCAUCUGAUGGGCAAUCAGCUUCUCGAGCUUCUGUAGCUUCACCUGCACUCUCAUCAUUGAUAAGCCCUUCUCUGAAAGAGACUACUGGUGACAAGUUUGAAGAUCCAGUUGUCCACGCAGUCCUCAGUUCUCUGAUGGAUCUAGAACAUGAGAUGCCUGGAUCGUGUGAGGCAUUGGUUGGUAGAUUACUACAUCGGCUAGGGAGCUCGAAAGAUUCGUCGUUGCAAAGUCUGCAUGAGACAGCAGUGUCGAUUUUUACAAAGAAACCCGAGCCUGAGCCUGUAAGCAACAAGAAACCAGUUAGUGCGCCACCAUUGGCUGCUCCUACCGUAAGCCCUCUGGCGAGGUUCCUUCUUACGAGGUGGCAGAACCAGGUUUCCCAAGACCUUAACUCCGUUUGAUCCAGUCAAUCCAGAAUUCUUCCGCGUUCUGAUUCAGUGUAUAAUUGAUGCUGAGUGUACAUAACUCUUUUAUCUUUAGAAACCCUCUUUCUGGUAGAUGUUCUCAGCGGCUUAUGCCGCCAUCUGUUUGUUUGAUUUGUUGUGUUGGUACUUGGACAACAUAUUUCCUGCCCAUUUUCGAAUGUAACUGCUACCGACAUAGUACAUGUAUGACAUCAGAGACAUGAAUACCAUAUCCAACAAAAUCUUGCAAGUUAUACCUGAAAA
This is a messenger RNA of Lolium rigidum, 2527 nucleotides long. Its product is annotated as serine/threonine-protein kinase svkA-like. Gene Ontology annotation, biological process: protein phosphorylation. The transcript has 20 exons. Gene Ontology annotation, molecular function: ATP binding; protein kinase activity. NCBI's taxonomy places the organism in Eukaryota, Viridiplantae, Streptophyta, Magnoliopsida, Poales, Poaceae. The record is from RefSeq and is a predicted model, not a curated record. The coding region runs from base 191 to 2260 and encodes 689 amino acids.